Molecule: messenger RNA, 1110 nt
Organism: Zophobas morio
Lineage: Eukaryota; Metazoa; Arthropoda; Insecta; Coleoptera; Tenebrionidae
Exons: 1
Coding region: 71-787 (238 amino acids)
Source: RefSeq, a predicted model, not a curated record
GUCUGCAUUUCAGUAGAAAGUGGCGUUGUGAGUGGCAGUCAGUGACAGUAUUUCUGAGAAAAAAAAAAAGAUGGCCAGUGAAGCGCAACGCCUGAUCGGCAUUUCGUUGACGAAGAUCGCGCAGUCGAGGUCGCACCGCGGGGGGGUCAGCCUCCACAAGAACCUCCUCGUGGCGACCGUUCUGCAGAAAGCGCGCUAUAUCUUCAUGGAGGAGGCCUACAACAUGGUGCACUACCAGCCGCCGGCGCCGGUGCAGGCGCGGCCCGUGCCUGAGGAGGAACUCGUGGGGUUGACGGCCGAGGAUGCCGGCUUGGGGGACGACGUGCAGGAGGCGGCCUCCGGCGACGGCUUCGAGGGCUGCGCCAAGUGCCAGGAGAGCCAGAACAAGGAGAACCAGCCGCCGCUGACGUACUUGGACCUGGACAAGCCCAACGUGCUCCGGGAGCGGGGCCACUGCCUGAAGCGCCGGCGGGCCGUGUCCGAGUGGGAGACCGAGGAGGCCGUGCAGUCCAUCCUGCCCAAGCGCUGCCGGCAGGAGGAGGAGGACGACAGCGUGUUCGCGGAGGACGCGGCGACGAGUCUAUCCGACGCCGUCGCCAAGGAGGUGGAGGCGGAGCGCGGCUCCACGAUGGAAAUCGACAGGAUCACGUCGCUGGUUUCCAUCUUCAGCUUCAGCAUGGGCGAGAACAAGCUCAACAGGUCCGUGUCGACGCCGGACUUGUGCUCGGCGCAGGCGAAGGACGCGGACACGCUGCAGCAGCGGCCCUUUCUGGCGAUGACGGUCUAAACGCGGGCCCUUCGGGCCCGGUGGUUGAUCUCUGAACAACGACGUCCGUGUUGUGCUUGUGAUAAGAGGAGUCAGUGGCGGGGAAGAUGCCAGAUUUUGUGAUAGAAUGUUGUAUUUUUUGUGGAGAGGCCUGAAGGGUUCGAGGCGGGCUUUCGACAUUCCAGUUUACCUGACGCAGGUAGUGAGUGACCGGACUCGAAUCCGCAGGGACGUACGUGCUGUAAAUACAUUUCAAGAGGCGGCUCUGUUUUAAGAGACCAUGUAAUUUUAUUCUUGUACAUAUGUCAUACUUAUAUAUUUGAAAAAUAAAAAGUUUUGGAGUA